AAGGUGAAGGUCCGCUCAUCUCCGCUAGCAUUCGCUGUCAAUGGCUUUCAGGACUUAUUUUAUUUGAAUGUCUGGGCUUUUAACACUUUCGUCCAAAGAAACCAAUAAUGGAUAUUCUAUGGAUUUUAUGGAUAAUACCCACCGCUAUAGCUGUAGAAGAGACACUGAUGGACUCCACCACAGCGACAGCUGAGUUGGGCUGGGCAGUGUAUCCCGUGUCAGGGUCCAAUGACAACAGCGUGAGUUGGGAGGAGGUAAGUGGAUACGAUGAGAACAUGAACACCAUCCGCACCUACCAGGUGUGCAACGUGUUCGACAACAACCAGAACAACUGGGUCCGCACCAAGUACAUCCGGCGCCGGGGUGCACAGCGGAUCCACGUGGAGAUGAAGUUCUCCGUGCGAGACUGCAGCUCCAUCCCCAACGUGCCCGGCUCCUGUAAAGAGACGUUUAACCUGUACUACUAUGAGUCAGACUCGGACACGGCUAACAAGGUGUCCCCACCAUGGAUGGAGAACCCCUGGAUCAAGGUGGACACCAUCGCGGCCGAUGAGAGCUUCUCCCAGGUCGACCUUGGCGGCCGGGUGAUGAAGAUCAACACAGAGGUGCGGAGCUUCGGCCCCGUGUCCAAACAUGGAUUCUACCUGGCCUUCCAGGACUACGGCGGCUGCAUGUCCCUCAUCGCCGUGCGUGUAUUCUACAGGAAGUGUCCCCGCGUCAUCCAGAAUGGAGCUGUGUUUCAGGAGACCCUGUCUGGGGCAGAGAGCACCUCUCUGGUGGCAGCACGGGGUGUGUGUAUCUCCAACGGGGAGGAGGUGGACGUGCCCAUCAAACUGUACUGCAACGGGGAUGGGGAGUGGAUGGUGCCCAUCGGGCGCUGCAUGUGCAAGGCUGGCCACGAGGCUGUGGAGAACGGGACUGUGUGUAGAGCUUGUCCAUCGGGCUUCUUCAAGCCUAUACAGGGUGAUGUAUCCUGCAUGCAGUGUCCAAUCAACAGCCGCACCACCAACGAAGGAGCCACUAACUGUGUGUGCCGCAACGGUUACUAUCGCACUGACUCAGAUCCCUUCCAGAUGCCCUGCACAACGGUGCCAUCGGCUCCUCAGAACGUUCUGUCUAUCGUGAAUGAGACGUCUCUUAUAUUGGAGUGGCAGCCUCCUAGGGAGUCAGGUGGCCGUGAGGACGUGGUCUUCAACAUCAUCUGUAAGAGCUGUGGAGGGGGCCGGGGAGGCUGCACGCGCUGUGGGGACAAUGUCCAGUUUGUACCCCGCCAGCUGGGUCUGACAGAGCCACGUGUUUACAUCAGUGACCUGCUGGCGCACACACAGUACACCUUCGAGGUGCAGGCCGUCAAUGGGGUCUCCGAGCAGAGCCCCUACUCACCACAGUACUCCUCCGUCAACAUCACAACCAACCAGGCUGCUCCGUCGACAGUGUCCAUCAUGCACCAGAUCAGUCGUACUGUGGACAGCAUCACUCUGUCCUGGUCUCAACCAGACCAGCCCAAUGGAGUCAUUCUGGACUAUGAACUGCAGUACUAUGAGAAGGACCAGACAGAGUACAACUCAACCAUCAUAAAGAGCCAGACCAACACAGUGGUCAUCCGCGGUCUCAAACCAGGCGCGAUCUAUGUGUUCCUGGUUCGCGCCAGGACUGUGGCCGGAUUUGGCCGCUACAGCGGCAAACUCUACUUCCAAACCAUGACUGAGGAGGAGUACAACACCAGCAUUCAGGAGAAACUGCCUCUUAUCAUCGGCUCUGCAGCUGCAGGUCUGGUCUUCCUCAUCGCAGUGGUUGUCAUUGUCAUCGUCUGCAACCGGCGUGGCUUUGACCGAGCAGACUCAGAGUACACAGACAAGCUGCAGCACUACACCAGCGGCCACAUGACUCCAGGAAUGAAGAUAUAUAUCGAUCCGUUUACAUAUGAGGACCCCAACGAGGCUGUGAGGGAGUUUGCUAAGGAGAUUGACAUCUCUUUUGUAAAGAUUGAGCAAGUCAUUGGCGCAGGAGAGUUCGGGGAGGUGUGCAGUGGGAACCUGAGGCUCCCAGGCAAGAGAGAGAUGUUUGUGGCCAUCAAGACGCUGAAGUCGGGCUACACAGAGAAACAGAGACGGGACUUCCUGUCUGAAGCGUCCAUCAUGGGUCAGUUUGACCACCCGAAUGUGAUCCACCUGGAGGGUGUGGUCACCAAGAGCGCCCCCGUCAUGAUCAUCACUGAGUUCAUGGAGAACGGAUCACUGGACUCCUUCCUCAGACAAAACGACGGUCAGUUCACGGUGAUCCAGCUGGUGGGCAUGCUGCGUGGCAUCGCCUCUGGCAUGAAGUACCUGGCCGACAUGAACUACGUCCACCGCGACCUAGCCGCACGCAACAUCCUGGUCAACAGCAACUUGGUCUGCAAGGUGUCUGACUUCGGCCUGUCCCGUUUUCUGGAGGACGACACGUCAGACCCCACCUACACCAGCGCCCUGGGAGGGAAGAUCCCUAUCCGAUGGACAGCCCCUGAAGCAAUCCAAUACAGGAAGUUCACAUCCGCCAGUGAUGUCUGGAGCUAUGGCAUCGUCAUGUGGGAAGUCAUGUCCUAUGGAGAGAGACCUUACUGGGACAUGACCAAUCAAGACGUGAUCAAUGCCAUAGAGCAGGACUACCGGCUGCCCCCUCCCAUGGACUGCCCGAGUGCCCUGCACCAGCUCAUGCUGGACUGCUGGCAGAAGGACCGUAACAACCGGCCGAAGUUCAGCCAGAUUGUCAACAACCUGGACAAGAUGAUCCGCAACCCCAACAGUCUGAAGGCCAUGACCCCUCUGUCAUCAGGUGUCCAUCUUCCCCUCCUGGACCGCAGUGUUCCAGACUUCUCCAGCUUCAGCACAGUGGACGAGUGGCUGGAUGCCAUCAAGAUGGGCCAGUACAAAGACAACUUUGCCAACGCUGACUUCACCAGCUUUGAUGUGGUUUCCCAGAUGACUAUGGAUGACAUCCUGAGUGUGGGUGUAACGUUAGCAGGCCACCAGAAGAAGAUCCUGAACAGUGUGCAGAUGAUGCGUGCCUCCAUGAACCAGAUCCAGUCUGUGGAAGUUUGACCAUCCAGAGUGGAGCGGAGGAGAGCAGAGCAGAGGAGAGGGGAUUGGGAUGCAGGACCCUGGGUGCACGGAUGGAGUGGAUAUGUUUUUGCUUGACCGUGAACCUGCGUUUCCUACCAGACUACCGUCCAUCCCUGGUCCCCCCUUCCAAUCCCUCUCCUGUCCUCCUCUAUGCCCUCAUCCAAAGUCCCUUCAACCUUCGGGAUCAGCUUUGGAAGGUUGUGGCCAGCAAGUCUAAAUGACCAGACGUCAAUCAACGUGGCUCACAACCGUCCUUCUUGGAACCAGGAUCAUGAGAGGUUACUGACCAGAGACACAUUUCUACUAGCAUCUUCCACCCAUGUUUUUUUAUUUUAUUUACGUUGAACUUUUACGUUUGUUUUAAGAAUUUUGUAAAGAAUUUUGUAAAGGAAAAAAAGUUAAGAACUCUAGGAGUCUAUAGAUGGUAUACAAUUGUAAGCUAGGUGAAAUGACUAGAAAGGCUACCCUUUAAAAAGGGCCACAGACAAGAAGACAAUGAAAACUGGGUGAUUUAAGACCAACACUCUCAAAAUUAAUCGGAUAUAUUCUUUGUAAACUAGGUGAACUGACUUCAGAAACAGAAAUGCAACAUAAAAAUUUGCUGUCUCCCUGAAGGCAAACAGCAGAAGAGACUGAGGAACUUGAUCUAUUCCCCUGUCUUUGAUUUGGGACGUAAUAUAAGUGUGAGCACCAUGAAAUGGACCUGGCAGAAACUACUGACAUGAACAAAUUAAAGACAUUCAGUUAUCUACCAAUUCAAAAGUAAAGAAAUGUAAAGAAAAAUACAUUUUCUCAUAUCAAGUCAUUUCCUUUUCUGUGUGAAAAUUGUGAUGAAGAUUCUCUCUCACCAUGCUUCCUCUCACCAUGGGAAAAUUUAUAUUUUUUCAAUAUUAACAUAACCUGCCAAAUGGAACAUCGUCCCUGUGUACCUCAGAUGAUGUCAUGACGAUGUCAUGAUGACGUCAAGAUCCUGUACACAUCAGAUGCACAUGACAUUGGGACUGUGAUGUGAUCACUAUGAGCCGGACAUAGUUACUAAUACUUGGAAGUGAUGGAUUUACAUUUUUCUUAGGGUGACUAUAGGGAGGUUUUUAUCUGUUGUUAUUAUUAUUUGAUUUUUUGGGGCAAAAUGUUAGUUGUGGACUUUGAAGAAUCAGUGUAAUAAGCAGCAAACAUACAGUAAUUCCUCCAUGGAUGUAUAGUGUUUACGUAGAAGGAGUGCAAGGAGUGCACAUAUGUUUUGGUCCUCACAUUGUCUUGAGGUUUCCCUGUGUUUUCAGCUUCACCGUGUGUUUGUUUGUGUGUGUCUGCGUGCGUGCCUGGUGCAUGGGUGUAUAUGUGUGUUUGUGUCUGCGUGCGUGUCUGGUGCAUGGGUGUAUAUGUGUGUUUGUGUCUGCGUGCGUGUCUGGUGCAUGGGUGUAUAUGUGUGUGUGUGACUGCGUGCGUGUCUGGUGCAUGGGUGUAUAUGUGUGUGUGUGUCUGCGUGCAUGUCUGGUGCAUGGGUGUAUAUGUGUGUGUGUGUCUGCGUGCGUGUCUGGUGCAUGGGUGUAUAUGUGUGUGUGUGUCUGCGUGCGUGUCUGGUGCAUGGGUGUAUAUGUGUGUUUGUGUCUGCGUGCGUGUCUGGUGCAUGGGUGUAUAUGUGUGUGUGUGUAUGCGUGCGUGCCUGGUGCAUGGGUGUAUAUGUGUGUGUGUGUAUGCGUGCGUGUCUGGUACAUGGGUGUAUAUGUGUGUGUGUGUCUGAGUGUGCGUGUCUUGUGCAUGGGUGUAUAUGUGUAUGUGUGUAUGCGUGCAUGUUGCUAAAUGUGCUUGGUGGUACAAAGCAACGGCUCCCAAAGCUGAGGGGGUAGUGUUUGAUAGCAUGCUGAGUUAAUGAUUGAUUUCACAGAGCUUUGAUUUGUUACACUUUACAAAAUAUAAUGCGCUUACAUUAUAUUUAGCUUUUUUCUUCCAAAUUGUUUUCCUUUUAAAAUAAUUUUACAUUGAAGUGUUCGGGUUUUAACACCCUAACAUUGGUACGGUCACGGACAAAUCUUUUCACAACAGGGCAGUAACAUUAGCAAGGGAUAGUGGAUUAUUUUACGCAUAUUUGUAUUAUUAUUAUUGUACAUCGUGGAUGAUUGACAGCUUUUCCAAGUAGUCUCUUGGCAGGGUAUGUGAACGCAGAUCAUACUGGACAAUGGAGGACUAUCUGGAUCUUCCAUGCUCUUUUGGAAUUUUAGGAAAUCAUUAUUAUGUUGGUGCUCACAAAUUGUAGAUAACUGGAGUCCUUGAGACAUCUACUUUCAUUUUAUAGAUACGUAUUGCAUUUACUGUAUGGCUUCUGUGAAAAACUGCCUGGUGAACGGAGAGCUGUCUAUCAUUGGCUUUGUUGUUGUGGCCGAUGUGUUGUUUGAGGGGUUAGGGAGCCUGAUUGGUCUGUGCCAGUUAAAACCCAUGGAUUCCCCAGAGAUGGUAAAACACGGAGUUUACUGCAGAGCUCCUAAUGGGCAGAUCCACUGAGACAGGCUCAGUACUCAAUACAGACUGAGGAGCCAGACAUGGAGCUCCAGCUGGUCAGACAUGUCCAUUCCUAGUGGGAGUCCACUGCCUGAUCACAGCCCCACUGGCCAGACAGUGGUUCCCUCCAUCUCUCCUCAGAGCUAAACACAUGCCUCAGAUCUACAACUCUUCUCCUCCCACUGUUCUCUGUGCUCUGCUUUUUCAGAUCCAUUGCUUUGUGACUCUGCAUGUUGUCAUGUUGACAGACCAGACUGAAUUUAUGUAGAUAACACACAACCUGUGGGCCCCGUACUGGUUUCACAGCAGGUGGCUAUGUAAGCAGAGGUUCUUCCACAAAAGGUCAUUCUUCCAUAUACAUCAUCAGAUGUCCGCUGUACGUUUUAAGGCACUUUGCUGUCUGAGCAGAACAGUAGAGGUGUCUUAUGUAGGCCUUAGCAUUAGACCCCUAUACACAGGAUGUGUGAAAUCCUGCCUUUGCUCUCGUCUGUCAGUUAGUCCCCAUGUCAUUCCACCCACUAACCCACAUAGCCGUCCAGAGUCUUAAUAAACGUGGGCAGGAGCAUUGAGGUUUUGAUCCAGCUUCUGUAAUAUCAUCCUCCCUUUAGUUUUCCGUCAACAUUUCUGUGCGUCACCAUGCAUAUUCCAGUGCAGACUCCAUGACAGAUGAAACAGCAGGAAGUGCAUCACUCUAUUAGUCACUGCCCAGAUUAAAAGGGGCAGCGAUUCUGUGACCCAACUGUCACUGAUGCGACCGUGCAAUUUCCUUUCAAAAAGAGCUCGCAAAGUACUUUCUUCCUUUCCAUUGCACAACCCUUUAAUAUUUAAGGGCACCUCAGUGAUAUUCAGUUAAGCCCAGGCAGCCAGUCUUCCCAAGAUAUAGACAGAUAUCCCACUGUCAGAACAAGCAGUGGCAAUUUAUGUUCAAGAAAUCAGGCCCUGCAGCACAGCACUAGUAUUUGUGCUGAAGACGGUGAUAGUCAUAGGAAGGUGAUUAAGGUGAUUAUCAAGUGAUUAAAAGAGCGACGUGUAAACAAAGUGUGCUUCCACAUGUGACGUUCAAUCAAAAUACAUUACUAGGACAUGAGGAUGAGAUGAACUAAGACAUUCAGUAAUGGUGGACUCGUAUUUAGAGUGAUAGGAACAUAAAUAUAGGUAGUAAUAAAGUGGUUUUCUUUUUCUUUGCAUUCCUCUUGGAAGCGUAGGUUUGGUGUGGUACUUCUGUUCACAUCAGCUCGAUUCUUAAGGAGUUGAGUUAACAAAUGUUUAUUGGUUGCACAGUGUGGGGCCACGGUGACUGCUGAAAGCGCUGUGUAACGUAUGUAUUUAUUCUGCCUCGGAACCUAAUGGCACAAAGAAACCCUGUUUAUAUACCGAUAGUUCAUCCAGAGCUAUCCUUUGCUAUUGGCCACAGAAAAAGCUGUCAUCCCUCUUUCUUUUAUUUUUAAGACAUUGAUAGCCUCCUUUUAAGAACAGUACAGCUCAGUGGUACUGGUUUCAUAGCCCCGCCCUUCUGAUAAAACCCCUUGGCACAGUGGCCCUAUUGGCCUGUUGUAAUGGACCUAUUGUAAGUGAUUGAUCAAUCUGGUGCGAUUAUGAUGGGUUUAGUUCGGAGAAGAUUAUUCCCACAUUGUAACGUUUUUUAGACUUUGCUGUGUGAAUCCAUGAUGGUCAUUAUCUCACUGGAUAGUUCUCUCUGGUGUACAAUGCAAGUGUUUAAUGCACCACCCUAUGUACAGUAAAUGGGUUAAAUUAUACAUAGAUUGCAUCAAGGACAUUUUUGCAUUGGUGAGAGUUUGCAGCUCGUUGAAGACGAGUAUACGCUACAAUAGAAUAAAAACCACACAUCACUUUUUGUUGAAUGAUAGUGUAUUUUUUUCUCCCCCAAGUCCACUGAAAUAACAGACAUUUUAAUGACAGUAAAUGUACACUUCUUCAAAGCACUUAUCGGUGUUUCUAUGUUUACAUUUUUCACGAGGAAGAAAAUGUCUCAAACAUCUGCACCGUUAAAAAUAAAAAAAAUAAAAAUACUAAAUAUAACAUUUGGCUACCAUCGUUGCAUAUUAUUUAACAGUGCAGAGUAUAUACUUUGUUCUCCCCUUUUUCAAUGUCCAGGCUCAUGAGACAGAUGGAUGAAUGAUGUCUAAAGUCCAUAAUAAUGAUAUAAAAGCAUUGAGACCAGAAUGCAUCUGUUUGUUACAGUAAUGGUCUUUGUUUGGAAUCUCAGAUAACUUGCUGGUAUCACAGAACUCUGUCCUCUACUGUGUUGUACAUCUAAAACUCUCAUCUUUGUUUCAAUGGCUUGUAUCUGCAGAUACUGUUGAUGUUUUACUGUCAAUGUCAUGAUAAGUAAUACAUAACAAUCCCCCCUCUUUUAUUUAUGAAUCAAAACAAAACCAAUGUAUCUGAGAUGUUGAUUCAAUGCACUGUGGACGCAAAGAACAAUUUCCAUUCGGUGUUCCAAUUUUUUAAGGACGGACGGAAACCGUUAUGUCUCAGUGUUAGAAUGACAUGACAGUGUGCAUAAACACAAGCUGUGCCUGCUCAUACUCGUUGGUCUGUGUUUGUGGACCAUCCAAAUAUGUCUCGAGCAGCGGUCUGCCUGUCUGUCUUUGUGACAGUCAGUUCAGAGUGUAUAGAAAAUGGCUCCUGUGGAUAUAUCUCUUUUAUGUAAAGCGUUAGAGCGCCCUCUGCUGACACAGUGGCUAAUAGCAGUCUAGUUGGGACAAAUGUCCUUAUGUUCCUUGCGUUGUCUUAUCCCCCCACUUCCCCCUUCCACCCCUAUCUCCCCACCUCUCUGGCUGUUGGUGAAGACAGGCUGAUGAUGGCCCUGUCUCCCCUGGCCUGUUGUAGCCCUCGUAGACCAGUGCCGGCCCUGACCACUGUGACUGAUGUGGGAGGUCCUGUAUUUCUGUAUAAAUGUACAUUGACUGUAAUCCUGUGAAUGAUGUAACAAUUUCAUUAUUUGUAAUAUUGUUAUUGGUUUUAUUUUCUAAAAUGGAAAGCCCAACUCGACUCUCCUCAAUAAAAAAAUGAGAUCUGUUAUACCACUCUA
This is a messenger RNA of Oncorhynchus masou masou (cherry salmon), 8652 nucleotides long. Its product is annotated as ephrin type-B receptor 2. Gene Ontology annotation, molecular function: protein binding; ATP binding; transmembrane-ephrin receptor activity. The record is from RefSeq and is a predicted model, not a curated record. Bases 108 to 3080 code for a protein of 990 amino acids. Lineage: Eukaryota; Metazoa; Chordata; Actinopteri; Salmoniformes; Salmonidae. Gene Ontology annotation, biological process: protein phosphorylation; axon guidance; ephrin receptor signaling pathway. Gene Ontology annotation, cellular component: dendrite; plasma membrane. The transcript is spliced from 16 exons.